AUGGAUGGGGAUUUUGUUGUUGGAGGCGCUUUCUUCAUCCACUACAAACUCCAAACAGUGGUUUGUAACUACACCACUAAGCCCGAAACUUUAAGAUGCACAGGCAGCCCAACAGCCAGGGAACUUCGCUUUUCUCGUGCGAUGAUUUUUGCCAUUGAGGAAAUAAACAACAGCACAGAGCUGCUGCCGGGUAUCAGACUUGGAUAUCGGAUCUAUGACUCCUGUGCUUCAGUACCAGUAGCUGUGCAUGUGGCAUUUCAACUUUCAAAUGGUCAGGACCCUGUGUUUAACAAAAGCAGCAAUUGUUCUCAAACUGGUAUGGUGGUGGCUGUUGUCGGAGACUCUGGUUCCACAACAUCCAUCACUCUGUCACGCAUCAUCGGGCCCUUCAACAUCCCUUUGGUCAGUCACUUUGCUACCUGUGCCUGUCUGUCAGAUAAGCAGCAGUACCCAACGUUUUUCAGAACCAUUCCCAGUGACCAGUUCCAGGCUGAUGCACUGGCCAAGCUGGUGAAUCACUUUGGAUGGACUUGGAUAGGUGCUGUCCGCUCUGACUCUGAUUAUGGAAAUUACGGGAUGGCAUCUUUUCUUGCUGCAGCACAGAGAGAAGGAAUCUGUGUGGAAUAUUCUGUAUCCUUCUAUCGGACUGACUCACGUAGCAAAAUCCAGAGAGUAGCCGAUGUCAUCCGCAGGUCAACAGCCAUUGUUGUUGUGGCAUUUACAGCAUCUGGAGAUAUGAGGGUUCUAUUAGAGGAGCUGGCUCGGGAACCUCCACCACCUCGUCAGUGGAUCGGAAGUGAGGGCUGGAUAACUGACCCAAACUUUUUGAGAUACAGUGUUUGUGCCGGAGCCAUUGGAGUUGCUAUUCAGCAAUCUGUCAUCCCAGGUCUGAGAGACUUCCUGCUGGAUCUUCCUCCCACUAAAGUAGCUGCCUCCUCGGUGCUGAAGGAGUUCUGGGAGGAUGCUUUCAAUUGUAGUCUCGGAAAAGUUUCUGACCUACAGAGAAGAAACUGUGAUGGAACUGAAGACAUUAAAACCCUGAAAAACCCGUACACUGACACGUCUCAGUUAAGGAUAUCUAACAUGGUGUACAAGGCUGUUUACGCAAUAGCUCAUGCUAUUCACAAUGCAGUGUGUCAGGAAACAAACCUCACAACAAGCUGUGACAAAAACACUAGAUUGGCAUACAAACAGGUCAAGACCAACAUGACUAAACUACAAAAAGUAAACUUUUCCAGAAACGGUUAUCCUGUGUCAUUUGAUGCUAACGGGGAUCCUGUAGCUUUUUAUGAGCUGGUCAACUGGCAGAAGAGUGAGAGUGGAGUUAUUGAGCUGGUAACAGUAGGGUACUAUGAUGCAUCACUGCCUAAAGGACAGGAGUUUCACAUCAACAGGAAUAUAUCCUGGGUGGAGGGUGGUACACAAGUCCCAGUAUCAGUGUGCUCUCAGAGUUGUCCUCUUGGUACCCGUAAAGUGUUAGAGAAAGGAAAACCCAUCUGCUGCUAUGAUUGUAUAUCAUGUCCUGAAGGAGAGAUUAGUAACACAACAGAUUCUCCAGACUGUUUCCCGUGUCCCAGUGAAUUGUGGCCUAAUGCACAAAGAGACGCUUGUUUCCCCAAACCUGUGGAGUUUCUUUCCUAUGAUGAAGUCCUGGCAAUCAUCCUGGCUGCAUUCUCUGUUAGUGGGGCCUGUCUGGCCAUCAUAACAGCAGCUAUAUUCUUUCAUCACAGAACAACUCCAAUUGUCAGAGCCAACAACUCUGAGCUGAGCUUCCUGCUGCUCUUCUCUCUGACUCUGUGUUUCUUAUGUUCAUUAACUUUCAUCGGAGCUCCCUCUGAUUGGUCCUGCAUGCUGCGACACACAGCGUUUGGUGUCACCUUUGUUCUCUGCAUCUCCUGUGUUCUUGGCAAAACUGUAGUGGUUUUAAUGGCCUUUAAAGCUACACUUCCAGGUAGUAAUGUCAUGAAAUGGUUUGGGCCUCCACAGCAAAGAAUGACUGUUGUUUUUUUCACAUUUAUUCAAAUUAUAAUCUGUACUGUGUGGCUGUUACUCAGCCCUCCCUACCCGAUGAAGAAUCUGAGCACAUACAAGGAGAAGAUCAUCCUGGAAUGUGCAUUAGGUUCUGCUGUUGGGUUCUGGGCUGUGCUCGGGUACAUUGGCCUGCUGGCUGUUUUCUGCUUUGUGUUAGCUGUUCUAGCUCGGAAACUACCUGAUAAUUUUAAUGAAGCCAAGCUGAUAACCUUCAGCAUGCUGAUAUUCUGUGCAGUGUGGCUCACCUUCAUCCCAGCAUAUGUCAGCUCUCCUGGAAAAUUUACUGUAGCUGUGGAGAUAUUUGCUAUUCUGGCCUCCAGUUUUGGACUAAUUCUGAGUAUAUUUGCUCCAAAGUGUUUUAUAAUUUUGCUUCAACCAGAAAAAAACUGUAAGAAAUUUUUAAUUAUCAAAAAUUAA
Messenger RNA from Nothobranchius furzeri (turquoise killifish), 2448 nucleotides. The record is from RefSeq and is a predicted model, not a curated record. Lineage: Eukaryota; Metazoa; Chordata; Actinopteri; Cyprinodontiformes; Nothobranchiidae.